This is a messenger RNA of Lathyrus oleraceus (garden pea), 1800 nucleotides long. RefSeq names its product auxin transporter-like protein 3. Bases 116 to 1513 code for a protein of 465 amino acids. The record is from RefSeq and is a predicted model, not a curated record. The transcript has 8 exons. NCBI's taxonomy places the organism in Eukaryota, Viridiplantae, Streptophyta, Magnoliopsida, Fabales, Fabaceae.
AGUGUAAUAUAGGAGUGUGGAAAGAAGCACUUCUCCAUUCUAUAUAUAUUUUUGGUCACUCAAUUCUAUUUUCUUCCUCUCAAAACACCUUAAGGGAGAUAACAAUAACAACAAAAUGACUUCUGAGAAAGUUGAAACUGUUGUUGCUGGAAACUACUUAGAAAUGGAAAGAGAAGAAGAAGGUUCUAAGUCCACUAGUAGCAAAUUAUCUAAACUCUUUUGGCAUGGUGGUUCUGUCUAUGAUGCUUGGUUUAGUUGCGCUUCUAAUCAGGUUGCACAAGUGCUUUUGACAUUGCCUUAUUCGUUUUCGCAACUCGGGAUGUUAUCUGGAAUUCUAUUUCAGAUUUUUUAUGGAUUAAUGGGAAGCUGGACUGCUUACAUUAUCAGUGUUCUUUAUGUUGAAUACAGAACUAGAAAAGAAAGAGAGAAAGUUGAUUUCAGAAACCAUGUUAUUCAGUGGUUUGAAGUUCUUGAUGGACUUUUAGGCAAACAUUGGAGAAAUCUUGGACUAUUUUUCAACUGCACUUUUCUUUUGUUUGGAUCAGUAAUUCAGUUAAUUGCUUGUGCAAGUAACAUAUACUACAUAAAUGACCAUUUGGACAAGAGAACUUGGACCUACAUAUUUGGAGCAUGCUGUGCAACAACAGUUUUCAUCCCCUCUUUCCACAAUUACAGAAUUUGGUCAUUUUUGGGCCUUGUUAUGACCACUUACACUGCAUGGUAUAUGACCAUAGCUUCUUUAGUUCAUGGAAAGGCGGAGGAUGUGAAGCACUCUGGUCCAACCAAAUUGGUUCUUUACUUCACUGGAGCUACCAACAUUCUAUAUACUUUUGGUGGACAUGCUGUUACAGUGGAAAUUAUGCAUGCAAUGUGGAAGCCACAGAAGUUUAAGAUGAUAUAUCUAAUUGCAACUUUAUAUGUCAUGACAUUAACUUUGCCAUCAGCAGCUGCAGUAUAUUGGGCAUUUGGAGACAAUCUUCUCACUCAUUCCAAUGCUCUUUCAUUACUCCCUAGGACAGGGUUUAGAGAUUCCGCUGUCGUUCUCAUGCUCAUUCAUCAGUUUAUAACAUUUGGAUUUGCUUGCACACCUUUAUAUUUUGUGUGGGAGAAAUUUGUUGGAGUGCAUGAAACCAAAAGUUUGUUCAAAAGAGCAUUGGUUAGGCUUCCUGUGGUAGUUCCAAUAUGGUUCUUGGCAAUAAUAUUCCCAUUCUUUGGUCCCAUUAACUCAACUGUUGGAUCUCUCUUGGUUAGUUUCACAGUUUACAUAAUUCCUGCCAUGGCACACAUGGUCACCUUUGCUUCAGCCUCAGCCAGAGAGAAUGCGGUGGAGAGACCACCGUCAAUUUUAGGAGGAUGGGUAGGAUUGUAUUCAGUGAAUGUGUUUGUGGCUGUAUGGGUUUUGGUGGUUGGAUUUGGAUUAGGAGGAUGGGCAAGUAUGCUUAAUUUUGUACACCAAGUUAAAACAUUUGGACUAUUUGCUAAGUGCUAUCAAUGUCCACCUCACAAGGCCUAAUUACAAUUACCUCUCUAAUUUCUUGUGACACAUUCAGUUUCAGAUCAAACAUGUGUGUAAAGAGAUUUGUGGCUUUUGGACUACUUUUCUUUUUCUUUCUUUUUCCAUAUAUUAUCCCUUUAUUUUAAUUUUUUUUUUCAAUGUAAGAAACCAGCUAAGUGAUGUUGAUUUGUAUCAGCUAAUUAAAGGUGUGAUGGCAAUCAUGGCCACCCCUUAAUACCAACUUAAUCACAAUUAGAAUUUUGUGUGUUGAUUAAUCAUGAUAUGUACUAUCCCCUAAAUUAUCA